ACGCAGAUCGGGUCCGAAUGUUCUGUGUUUAUUUUUAAAAAAAUAUUCCGGAAACGAAACCCUGAGUAAUCGGAAAUGAUUAGUAGUGAGCGAGAAGCUUCGCGUCACGAAGGCCUGGGCGGGUCGGCUUGCGAAUGGAAGAGGAGCGUGCGGGGAAGUUAACCCAGUGACGCCGAGCCGAAGGACCUGUAAAGUGAAGCCCCCUGGCAUAGGGAGAGUAAGAAUCUUAGAGGUUUUUCAGUAGAAAUCUUGGGGCGUGUUUUCAUUGGUUAAAAAAUGACUACUCUUGAAAGUUUAGAAACCAAAGUCACCCUCACUUCAACCCCAAUCCGAGGAGCAGGAGAUGGAAUGGAAACUGAGGAGCCACCUAAAUCUGUUGAAGUUACCUCUGGAGUCCAACCCAUAAGGCAUCACAUCCUUCAGAGUCCACGAAAGAAAGCAGUUACAUCAGAGAGCCCAGGAGUUCUCCAACUAGGGAAGAUUCUCACUGAAAAAGCAGUGGAAGUCGAAGCUGUAAGAAUAUUAGUUCCCAAGGCUGCUAUAACCCAUGAUACGCCCAGCAAAAAUGCAAAGGUUAAGUCUCUGGGACAUCAUAAAGGAGAAUUCCUUGGUCAGUCAGAGGGAGUUGUCGAACCUAGGAAGGAACUAUCAGAGGUAAAGAAUACACUGGAAAAGCUCAAGAACUCUGAAAGGAGGUUACUACAGGACAAAGAAGGUCUUUCAAACCAGCUCCGAGUACAGACAGAGGUCAAUCGUGAGUUAAAGAAGCUGCUGGUAGCUUCUGUUGGGGAUGAUCUUCAGUAUCACUUUGAACGUCUAGCCCGUGAGAAAAAUCAGCUUAUUUUAGAAAAUGAAGCCCUAGGUCGAAACACAGCUCAACUUUCCGAACAGUUAGAACGUAUGUCAAUACAGUGUGAUGUAUGGCGAAGUAAAUUCCUCGCAAGCAGGGUCAUGGCAGAUGAGUUAACAAACUCCAGAGCAGUUUUGCAGCGUCAAAACCGUGAUGCACAGAGCGCUAUACAAGAUCUCCUGAGUGAACGGGAGCAGUUUCGUCAGGAAAUGAUAGCUACCCAGAAAUUAUUGGAGGAGCUCUUAGUCUCCUUGCAGUGGGGAAGAGAACAAACUUACUAUCCUAGUACGCAGCCACACAGCACAGCAGAACUAGCGUUAACAAAUUACAAGUUGGCAAAAGCAGUAAAUUCUCACCUUCUAGGAAAUGUUGGCACCAAUGUUCAAAAAAAGAUUCCAUCAACAGUUGAAUUCUGCAGCACCCCAGCAGAAAAAAUGGCUGAAACGGUUCUACGCAUUUUGGACCCAGUAACCUGUACAGAAGGCUCACCUGAUAAUCCAUUUGCUGAGACCUCAACAACCACCUUACUUGCUACAAAGAAAAAUAUUGGACGAUUUCAUCCCUAUACUAGAUAUGAAAAUAUAACUUUCAAUUGCUGUAAUCACUGCCAGGGAGAACUUAUUGUCCUUUAACAUGCCAAGUGUUGAAGGCAUGCUACAGCACUUGCUUAUUACCCAAGAGUCAUUAUUAUUUGGGAGCUGGGGUUCUUACAAUGCUACAAGUAAUAUCACUUUCUAUUUAAAUAAUAUAUAUCCCCAAAGAUGUUUCAUGUACUGGACUCCAGAUUACCCUUUCUUAAUAAAUAUCUCAGGGUAAGAAAAGAAUGAAACUGUAGAUAUCUUUACAAUAGAGAAUGCUUUCUAGGCAUUACAUGAUGCUUUUCCUAAAGGACACUAAGAGAAAAAGAUUCUGUACCUGUCUUUUAGGCCCUAAGUAAUUAUUUAUCUUGCCAUAUAUUUUAUAUGAGCAGAUUUAAUUUUGGCAUUAUAAAGCAAGGAUUGGCAGACUGUGGCUCUGGGUCAUGCGCAGCCAUACCCAUUCAUUUACUAUUGUCUCUGGUUGUUUUGCGCUACAACAACAGAGUUGAAUAGACGCAGCAGGGCCUGCAAAAGCCUAAAAUAUUUAUGGCCUUCAAGGCCUAAAAUAUUUACUAUCUGGCCUGUUACAAAAAAGCUUUUCUGACCUAGUACUCUAAAGUAAUAAUAGCUGGGGCAGGGUAGGGGGGUAAUUUGGGGGGCCACAAAGGAGGCUUAUGGAAAUACUAUGGGUGAAAGGAAUAAUCUUUUAAAAAUAAAUGCUAUAUGCUAGGAAAAUUCAAAAUAUUUUACAGCCACAUUAACAAGUGUUUCAGCAAAACAUCUUCUCAUGUUGGUUUUAUGCAGGGGAUUCCAUAUUUUGAAUGGAUGUAACUUGACAUAUAUAAAGAAACAGAUUCUAAUUAUUGAGCUCAUUUUGGCAAAUGCAACAGAACAGGAAUAUCCAGUCUAUUUAUAAAAUAUGGUGAAAAAAGUAGGAUCUUUCUAGAACAUUGUGCAAACUCAAAAGUACAAUCCAUCAAUUAAUUUAUAUUAUGUAAUAUAUAUUGUUUAUUUAUGAUGGACCAUCAUAAAACACUCUUUUAUAGGCCUUUAAAAAUGUCCACAAAAUAUUUAUACCUAAUUAUACUAAUUAGUUGCUGAAGUGCCUAUCAAUAGAGAAAUCUUUAAAAGACAAAUCUGGUCAAAUAACAAUAUAUUUUAAUUUCAACUUAACGAUUUUUUUUAAUCUGGUUCAUCUGAUUUAUAUUUAUAGUUUCAAGUGGCAAUAAAUUUCUCUACCUUGUUCAUUUUGAAUAUUGAUUUUUU
Molecule: messenger RNA, 2694 nt
Organism: Equus quagga
Lineage: Eukaryota; Metazoa; Chordata; Mammalia; Perissodactyla; Equidae
Gene: BLZF1
Product: basic leucine zipper nuclear factor 1
Exons: 8
Coding region: 277-1482 (401 amino acids)
Biological process (GO): Golgi to plasma membrane protein transport; Golgi organization
Cellular component (GO): Golgi membrane
Source: RefSeq, a predicted model, not a curated record